AACUUAAAAUUCAAACAUUAAGUAUAAAUAUAAUAUAACGUGACGAAUAUUUAAAUAUAAAUCCUCAAUUCCUAGAACGGUGCAUUGGCAGCGAAGCUAUGACAUCAGUCCGUUAAACCCAUCUCUGUAUAAAGCGCUGCACCCUGUUAAUUUCCAUCUCUCGAGAUUCCAUCUAUGGAGAAGAGAGCGGAGCUGGUGUUCAUCCCUACGCCGCUCGUCGGCCACCUGGUCUCCACGGUGGAGAUCGCGAAGCUCCUCCUCCAUCGCCACCCUCCCCUCUCCAUCACCUUCAUCAUCAUCCACGUCCCUUUCCCAGAUCCCGAGGCGAACGCCUACAUAGACUCCCUCGCCGCCGCUCCCUUCGCCGGCCGCCUCGGCUUCGUCGAUAUCCUUCCUCCUCCUGUGGCCGCCGCCGAAACAGUCGUCGAAAAACCGGCCCCGUUCUCUCCCGGCAGCUUCGCCGCCUUCCUGCAACACCAGAAAGCCCGAGUAAGGGACGCAGCGACCCGACUCAUUGAGUCCCAUUCCGAGUCUGACUCAGCUGGCCUCGCCGGGUUUGUUAUCGAUAUGUUCUGCACGCCGCUGAUGGACGUCGCCUACGAGUUGGGCGUCCCUUCCUACCUUUUCUACACCUCCGGCGCGUGCGCACUCGGUCUUCUACUCGGUCUCCAGGCUUUGCACGACGAGCACGGCCAGGACUUGAUCGAGUUAAAGGACUCGAAGGCCGAGUUAGCGAUUUCGUGUUUCGUUAACCCGGUUCCCGCCGGAGCGGUGCCUUCUACGGCGGUGGAGAAGGCAAAUGGAGCGUCCACUGGCUUCCUCAAUCGUGCUAGAAGAUUUAGAAAAACCAAGGGCAUUUUGGUCAAUACGUUCAUGGAGCUGGAGUCGCAUGCUCUCGAGUCCAUUCUACAGGAUGGUAACAUCCCUCCGGUGUAUCCCGUGGGGCCUAUACUCAAUUUACAACAACAGCAAGAGGCUGGACCCGCCGGAAUCAUGACGUGGCUCGACGAGCAGCCUCCUUUAUCGGUUGUGUUCUUAUGCUUCGGAAGCAUGGGAAGUUUUGGUCCCGAUCAAGUAAAAGAGAUUGCACGAGCCCUAGAGCGUAGUGGGUAUAGGUUCCUAUGGUCCUUGCGCCGACCGCCAUCAAAGGAGAUCGGUGCAAUGAUCAGUGAAUAUGUCGAUCUACAAGAAGUCUUGCCAGAAGGAUUCUUGGAUCGGACCAUUCAUACUGGCAAGGUGAUUGGAUGGGCUCCGCAAGUAGCGAUCCUGUCCCACCCAGCAAUUGGUGGGUUCGUCUCACACUGUGGAUGGAACUCCACGUUAGAGAGUGUGUGGUGCGGGGUCCCGAUUGCCACUUGGCCGAUGUAUGCAGAGCAACAGAUUAAUGCCUUUCAAAUGGUGAAGGAGUUGGGAUUGAGCGUGGAGAUCUCGUUAGACUAUAGGAAGAAUGUAGGGGAAGAUGCUAAUUGCCUUAUUAGCGCGGAGGAUAUAGAGAGGGGAGUUAGGAGAGUGAUGGAGAGUGAAAGUGAGAUUAGACGAAAAGUGAAGGAGAUGAAACAGAAGUGUCAAAGGACUCUUGUUGAGGGUGGGACUUCGUACCUUUGGUUGGGACGUUUCAUUGAAGAUGUGAUGGGCAACAUCCGAAAUGAAAUUACAAAAAUAGAGAGAGAGAGAGAGAGAGAGGAUAAGUAGGGGCAGAUUAUUUUUUUUUCGAUUUGGUAGGUUUACUUUAUUUCGUUAAGACAAUAAAGCCUUUUUCUUUUUCUUUUGCUGAAA
This is a messenger RNA of Malania oleifera, 1776 nucleotides long. Its product is annotated as anthocyanidin 3-O-glucosyltransferase 2-like. Gene Ontology annotation, molecular function: UDP-glycosyltransferase activity. Bases 175 to 1692 code for a protein of 505 amino acids. The transcript has a single exon. NCBI's taxonomy places the organism in Eukaryota, Viridiplantae, Streptophyta, Magnoliopsida, Santalales, Ximeniaceae. The record is from RefSeq and is a predicted model, not a curated record.